UAACGUAAACGCGCGUACCUCCCCCUGCCACGCAGCCACGCUCUGCUUCCGGCGAGGAGCUGGACCGGAUUCCAAAGGAGGCAGCGCUGCCUUCUCUGUAAUUGACCGAAGCACAAUGGCAAGCAAAACAGGACCUGAGCAUCUCUUCAACCCUGCCACUGAAAUGGAGACAGCAGGGACGGUGUUGGGCACCAAGAUCAACAUCCCAGCUCUCCUGCCCCAAGGACCCGCCAAGGAGUGGUUGGAUCAGCGCCGGGCCACCAUCCGGCCCUGGGCCAACUUCAUCGACCAGCGGCGCUUUGGGAAGCCUCGGAAUUUCGGGGAGCUCUGCAAGCGGCUGGUGCGCAACGUGGAAUAUUUUCAGAGCAACUAUGUCUUUGUCUUUCUGGGACUCAUCGUCUAUUGCCUUAUCACGUCUCCACUGCUCCUGAUUGCGCUUGCUGUCUUCUUUGGAGCCUGUUACAUCAUCUACCUGAAGACCCAGCAGUCACAACUUGUUGUCUUUGGGCGGGAGCUCAGCACAGCCCACCAAUACGGCCUGGCUGGGGGUGUCUCCUUUCCAUUCUUCUGGCUGGCGGGAGCCGGCUCUGCUGUCUUCUGGGUGCUGGGUGCCACCUUGGUAGUUAUUGGUUCACAUGCCGCCUUCCAUGAAUUGGAAUCACCCGAGACCGAUGAGCUGCAGAUGGAGCCUGUGUGAAUGGUCUGGGGGCAGCCACGUGUCCUUCGCCCCCUAUAUCGCUGUUACCCUGUCCUGUGUAAAUACCGCUGCUACUUCAUUCCAUUGCCAUGUGCCGUGUCCUUCCUUCCCCAAGAGACUGGCUUUGAGGCUCUCUCCAGAUCUUAGAAACCCUUGAUGGUCUCCCUACUUUUUUGGGGGGGGGGCUGUUUCCCACCCCUCACCUCCCUAUUCCUCCCCCCCUGCCCUGAAUUCCCAAUGACCUCGCCCUUGGGUUUUCCCAUCCCAGGCACGUGAUAAGGCCGUGUCCAGGACUCUCAGCCUUCCUGAGAUUAUUUAACUCCUGUUACACUUCACCCAGUAGCCGGGCCUUGGAGGCCUUCCAGAGCAGCUUUUAGUUCAGCCUCCUUUUAUCUUCUGGCGGUAACAUUAAAGAAGCAGAAGUGUUAAUUGGAAUGUCCUCCAAGUACUUACUGUGCUCUGCCCAAGAGGUCACAGGAACACACAGUGUGUGUUGAUACACGACAGCUCCUUCGUUUCACUGGCUUGCUUUGAGGCUGGCUGUCAGUGGCCGUCGGAAAUGCGAGCAGAGAGGCCUCUUGUCAUUGCUGCUCGGAGUUGACAGUGGAUUAACCACCAAAAUAAAAAUUAUAAAAAUCAAAACUCCAAAGUCUACAGUCAGGGCAAAAAACAACAACCCCACAAUCUAAUUCCGUACAUGUGGCACCAUGAAUCAUCCAGAUUCUCCACAUUUUUGAGUGCUUUGGUCUGGCAGAUGAGUCAGAAUAAUUCGUUUGGUUUGAUUGUGGCCCUCCCAUGGCCAAAGAUAAUUUAAAAUGCAUGUGAGCUGCCCUGCCCUUUUUUUGCUCCUUAGCGCUUGAUAGCACAGUAUGCAACAUUAUUGCCAAGUUUUACAAGUCUCUCUAUGUAUUUGUAUUUACAUCCUAUUUUAUCCCCCAAUGACUAAUGGAAUAGCAACACCCUUUCUUAAUGUUACAGGUUCUGUGCAAUUUUAACUCCCACCCCCCAAGCAAUUAUUCAUCCAUUUGGAAAUUGCAAGGGCUCUUAAUACUAUGCUGUUUACAAGUGAUUCAUAUUCUGGGAGCACUUAAUAAAUUCCAGGUUAAGAUUGA
Zootoca vivipara (common lizard) is the source of this 1809-nucleotide messenger RNA. It is a transcript of the gene RABAC1, whose product is annotated as Rab acceptor 1. Lineage: Eukaryota; Metazoa; Chordata; Lepidosauria; Squamata; Lacertidae. The record is from RefSeq and is a predicted model, not a curated record. Gene Ontology annotation, cellular component: Golgi apparatus.